UCCGUCUCUCUCUCUCUCUCUCUCUCUCUCUCUCUCUCUCUCCGGUGUACAGAUGAGGGGUCCUCUGGGUCCAGUAAUAGGGAGGUACCCGUCGAGCGACGGGAGCACCCAGAUGGGUGGAAUCAUAAGGCACAACAGGAAAUGCAGGGAUGUUGCGUUUCUGGUGUUCUUUAUUGCAUUCUGGGUGGCUAUGGUUGUUAAUUCCAGCUUCGGUUUCAACCAAGGAAACCCAUUAAGGCUUACAUUUGGUUUGGAUUACAAAGGCAAUGUGUGUGGUGACAAACACGCGAAUCCUGGCCUAAGAGAAUUAGAACUUAGGUACUGGUUGAAUCCUAACCAAGUGUAUCAGAGUGGUUUGAAGGACAGCCAAUUCAACCUGGCUAAUGCUCGAAGUAUAUGCUUACUGGAUUGCCCUACUCCAUCAGACGAUUUGUUGAGCUGGGUCUGUGAUUACCCAGAGGGGGAAAUUCGUCUCUCAAUGGAUGACUGGAUAGAUAGGAAUUACGAUUAUUUCGAGUUCCUCACGCCAGAAAUGAGGAACACCUCUCUCCAGCUUCAAGGACCUUGUUACCCUGUUAUAUUUCCGAGCGUAAAUGUAUAUUGGAGCUGCCAAUUCAUAGCUCGUGCAUCGAAUAUGUCUUUGCGGCAUUGGCAGCAAAUGGGAGGAGUCAAGAUUAACGAGGACAUAGUAAUAGACAAAUCCAUUCACCGGUCCAUCAAUGCUCGAUCAUCUGUCUUAAAGAGAUACAUGGCUGAUAUUGGAAAAUCGUGGCCUGUGCUGAUUGUUUGUGGGGGACUCCUGCCACUCUUUUUGUCAGUUAUUUGGCUUCUUCUUAUCCGCCAUUUUGUGGCUGCUAUGCCAUGGAUAACAGUAGCCCUCUUCAAUGUUCUCAUCAUAUCAGUCACCAUGUUUUACUACUUGAAAGCUGGAUGGAUCGGGAAUGAUGCAAUUUCCCCAAUCAUUGGCGAACAUGACCCAUACACUCAUGUAUAUGGGAGGGAGCUAAAUCAUAUUCGCGCCGUUGCUGUUCUUAUGACCUCUAUAAUGGUUGUUUCCAUCCUUGCCUCACUUGCCAUUGUAAGCCGCAUCCUUAUGGCAACAUCAGUCCUCAAGGUUGCUGCGAAGGUCAUAGGAGAAGUGCAGGCGCUGAUAAUUUUUCCAGUCAUACCAUAUGCUAUCCUUGCAGUUUUUUAUAUGUUCUGGCUUUCAGCUACUCUUCAUCUGUUCAGUUCUGGUCAAGUCAUUCAGAAUAAUUGCAACUCCAACUGCUGUUCUUAUAAUCUUGCAUUGAAAAAAGUGAAUUGUGAUCAAUGCUGUGGUUAUAGCAUUCAUUACACCCCCCACAUUGCAGUUGCUGUCUUUUUCCACCUGUUCGGAUGUUACUGGGCUACUCAAUUUAUCAUAGCAUGCUCAGCAACUGUAAUUGCGGGUUCUGUAGCUUCAUAUUACUGGGGUCGUGGAGAAACAUCGCCUGAAGUUCCAUUGCUUCCAGUGUUUUCCUCUAUGAAGCGUCUGAUCCGCUAUAGCCUUGGGUCCAUCGCUCUGGGUUCCCUUGUUGUAUCAUUUGUGGAAUCAAUCCGCUUUAUACUUGAGUCAGUUCGUCGCAAAUUGAAAGUGGUUACAUCGACACCUGAUGGAUUCUUUGGGAAGGCCACAUUCCAUUCCUCUCAGUUUUUGCUGAGGUGCAUUGAGUGGACACUGAAAUCUGUAAAUCGCAAUGCUUACAUAAUGAUAGCAAUUACGGGCAAAAGCUUUUGUAGGGCAUCAGCAAUAGCAACGGAAUUAAUCUUCAGCAACAUUCUUCGGAUAGGGAGAGUUAAUGUGAUAGGAGAUGUUAUUCUCUCUCUGGGGAAAUUGUGCGUCAGCCUGUCAAGUGCCCUCUUUGCUUUUCUCAUGUUGGAUUCACACAAGUACAGAUCUGCUCACAAUAAGAUUUCUUCUCCACUGUUACCAGUAUUGGUUUGCUGGGGUCUUGGUUAUGUGGUGGCUAGCCUCUUCUUUGCAGUGGUAGAGAUGUCAAUCGACACGAUCAUACUUUCUUUUUGCCAGGAUUCGGAAGAGCAUCAAGGAACAGCCCAAUAUGCUCCUCCGCUUCUCAUCGAAACUCUUAAUGACCAAAAUGAGAUGCAAAGACUUACUCAAGGACCCAACUGAUGGAUCUUGCUUCAGAUGUUCUAUUCCUCCUACUUACCAACGGAAAUUCAAGUGCUUUCCUAU
Rhodamnia argentea is the source of this 2218-nucleotide messenger RNA. RefSeq names its product choline transporter protein 1. Gene Ontology annotation, molecular function: transmembrane transporter activity. NCBI's taxonomy places the organism in Eukaryota, Viridiplantae, Streptophyta, Magnoliopsida, Myrtales, Myrtaceae. The record is from RefSeq and is a predicted model, not a curated record. Gene Ontology annotation, biological process: transmembrane transport. Gene Ontology annotation, cellular component: membrane. The coding region runs from base 53 to 2155 and encodes 700 amino acids. The transcript has 11 exons.